This is a messenger RNA of Penicillium atrosanguineum, 1524 nucleotides long. RefSeq names its product putative ubiquinone biosynthesis monooxgenase (Coq6). NCBI's taxonomy places the organism in Eukaryota, Fungi, Ascomycota, Eurotiomycetes, Eurotiales, Aspergillaceae. Gene Ontology annotation, cellular component: mitochondrion. Gene Ontology annotation, molecular function: FAD binding; 2-octaprenyl-6-methoxyphenol hydroxylase activity; oxidoreductase activity, acting on paired donors, with incorporation or reduction of molecular oxygen, NAD(P)H as one donor, and incorporation of one atom of oxygen. Bases 1 to 1524 code for a protein of 507 amino acids. The record is from RefSeq and is a predicted model, not a curated record. The transcript is spliced from 2 exons. Gene Ontology annotation, biological process: ubiquinone biosynthetic process.
AUGCGCCCAAUUACAAGAGUUGCGUUGCGGCCGUAUGUUUGCGCAUCUUGCCGCCAUGGCAUUGGCGGUGGCCGACGCCGAUUCGGCACCAAAAUCGAUCAAACUCCCGACAUCUACGACGUAGUCUGCGUCGGGGGUGGUCCGGCGGGCUUGGGACUUUUGGCUGCACUCCGUGCUUCUCCCAUCACAUCGAAGCUCAAGGUCGCCCUGGUCGAAAGCCAGGAUCUCAACAAGGCCCAGGCAUGGAACAUGCCAUCGGAUCAGUUCUCGAACCGCGUUAGCAGCUUGACCCCGUCUUCUGCUUCUUUCCUACGCAAAAUUGGCGCGUGGGAGCAUCUUGAUACCAGUCGUGUGCAGGAAUACCAGGAGAUGCAGGUGUGGGAUGGCGAGACCGGAUCACGAAUAUCGUUUGACCAUUCCUGGGAUACAAGUGCGUUCGAAGAUAUGCGCGCAGUUGCAACCAUGACCGAGAACUCGAACCUUGUGCGUGCGCUUCUCCAUCGUAUUUCUGCCUCGGGCGAUGAGGGUCUCACGCUCUUCUCGAAUACUACUGUCGCCUCUAUUGAGAACGGAUCCGAUCUUCAGACUGCCGGGCCUGACCUCUCCGCUUGGCCGAUCCUCUCUGUAAAGCCUACUGGGCCGGGAUCAGAGGGCAAGGAGCCUUCUCGCAUUGCAGCAAGAUUGCUAGUUGGCGCAGACGGAAUUAACAGUCCCGUGCGCUCGUUCGCCGAUAUUCCCACCCAGGGCUGGGAUUACAAUCGCCACGGAAUCGUCGCAACUCUCUCGCUUGCAGACCUCGAUACACCUCCCUUCCCGGCAAACCUGCGCACAGCUUACCAGCGCUUCCUGCCCGCCCUAGGAGGACCCGUUGCUCUCCUCCCACUUCCAAACAACCACGCCACACUAGUCUGGUCAACGACACCCGAGCACGCCGCGUACCUGAAAUCGCUCUCCCCAUCCGCCUUCCUGGCCAUGGUUAACGCCGCCUUCCGAUUCUCCAUGACAGACCUAAAAUACAUGAUGGGCAUGUCCACCUCUGAGCAAAUAUCUCACGAAGACGAGCUCGCCUGGCGCGUGCAGCACACUCCCCUUCCGCCACAAACCCCACCCUUCGCCACAGCCGUGCAGUCAGGCACUAUAGCUUCUUUCCCUCUGCGCUUCCGCCACGCAGCACAGUAUAUCUCGCCCCGAGUCGCACUCGUCGGCGACGCAGCUCAUGUCAUCCACCCCCUCGCCGGACAAGGUCUGAACCUCGGCCUGGCGGACGUGGCUUCUCUUUCGCGGACGAUCGAGUAUGCCGUUUCUCAUGGCAUGGACAUCGGUGAUCUCCUUACCCUUGAGCGGUACUCUUCGGAGCGCUACCUGCCUAAUGCGAAGAUCGGCGGUGCUUGUGAUCUUUUGCACAAGAUGUAUACUAUCCCUGGGCAGGGCCCGAUCACCUGGGCGCGUAGUCUGGGUCUGAAUGUCAUUGACAAAUUGCCCUUUGUUAAGUCGUUCUUGAUGAAGAAUGCCGAGGGGUAUUAA